GUGGAGCUGCUGUCUAGACACAGAUCAUGAGUGGCGGGUAUGAUCUCAACCUCUUCGCCAGCCCUCCUGACAGCAACUUUGUGUGCUCCGUCUGCCAUGGGGUUCUCAAGAGGCCAGCAAGGUUGCCAUGCAGCCACAUCUUCUGCAAAAAGUGCAUCUUCCAGUGGCUAGCCAGACAAAAGACCUGUCCGUGCUGUAGGAAAGAGGUGAAAAGGAAAAAGAUAGUCCGCGUGAAUAAACUCCGGAAAACCAUUGGCCGCCUGGAAGUCAAGUGCAAGAAUGCCAACGCUGGCUGCAUAGUGACGUGCCCCCUGGCCCAUCGCAAGGGGCACCAGGACUCAUGCCCCUUCGAGCUAAUGGCCUGCCCCAACGAGGGCUGCACCUCGCGUGUGCCGCGUGGGGCCCUGGCAGAGCACCGGCAGCACUGCCAGCAAGGAUCCCAGCAGCGCUGCCCCCUGGGCUGCGGGGCCACGCUGGACCCGGCCAAGCGCGCUCGCCACAAGGCCAGCAAGGCUGCGGUGAUACCAGGCGGGAGAGCCGGCCCCGACUGCUCUCGGGGAGGACGGCGAUCGGAGCCUGGCCGCCGGGAGCAGCAGCGUGGGCUCAUCGAGAAGCCGGCUCUUUUGUCGAAUAGCAGUACUGGUGCCCUUGCCCUGGCAGCGCAGCCUCGGGAUUAG
This is a messenger RNA of Mandrillus leucophaeus (drill), 677 nucleotides long. RefSeq names its product ring finger protein 151 (gene RNF151). The coding region runs from base 27 to 677 and encodes 216 amino acids. NCBI's taxonomy places the organism in Eukaryota, Metazoa, Chordata, Mammalia, Primates, Cercopithecidae. Gene Ontology annotation, molecular function: zinc ion binding. Gene Ontology annotation, cellular component: plasma membrane signaling receptor complex. Gene Ontology annotation, biological process: protein K63-linked ubiquitination; tumor necrosis factor-mediated signaling pathway; regulation of canonical NF-kappaB signal transduction. The transcript has 6 exons. The record is from RefSeq and is a predicted model, not a curated record.